UUUUUCUAUCGAAACGUAUAAAAUCAUAGCAAAUCAUCAAAAGUUAGGGUUGUGGUUUAGAAAUAGGAAGUAUUCAAUGUGUGUGUAAAUAGGAAGUAUUCAAUGUCAAAAAGCAAUUUUCCUUCAAAUAAAUUCUCAAAAGUUAGGGUUGUGGUUUAGAAAUUUUUGAACGAGUACCCUCCAAAUCAUCUUCGUUCUACGUUUGUUCUUUCAAUUCCUGAAUUCACCAUGAGUAGGUCAGGGCAGCCACCAGAUUUGAAGAAGUACAUGGACAAACAGCUUCAAAUCAAGCUGAAUGCAAAUCGCAUGAUUGUUGGUACUCUCCGUGGCUUCGACCAAUUUAUGAAUUUGGUUGUUGACAAUACUGUGGAGGUGAAUGGCAAUGAGAAAAAUGACAUAGGGAUGGUGGUGAUCAGAGGAAAUAGUGUGGUCACUGUAGAAGCGCUUGAACCAGUGAACAGAAGCAUCUAAUAUCUGUUUAUUGUAAACAUUUAUAAGUAAAUUUCAAGGUUUCAACAGAAACCGCUUAGGUGCUGGGAGUAAAAUGUAAUUGUGGGUUGUAAUAUGGUCAUCUUAGCGAGAAAUCUGAGGUUCUUUUCUGGUUGGUUUGUGAGUGCUGGAUGCAUUUAGGGUUGUAGUGGAUGGUAAUGGCUUAACUAAAAUGAUGUUAAUGCAUGUCCUUUUUAGUUUUUAGUUGAAAUCACAUUUCUCUAUUGCAUGAUAUAACAGUUAUCACAUUCUUUCUGUGCUCUUUAAUCGAUAAUUGUAGCUGUUGAUGGAGCUAUAACAGUUUACACUUCUAA
Messenger RNA from Medicago truncatula (barrel medic), 803 nucleotides. Its product is annotated as probable small nuclear ribonucleoprotein G. Bases 229 to 471 code for a protein of 80 amino acids. Gene Ontology annotation, molecular function: RNA binding. Gene Ontology annotation, biological process: mRNA splicing, via spliceosome; spliceosomal snRNP assembly. The record is from RefSeq and is a predicted model, not a curated record. The transcript is spliced from 4 exons. NCBI's taxonomy places the organism in Eukaryota, Viridiplantae, Streptophyta, Magnoliopsida, Fabales, Fabaceae. Gene Ontology annotation, cellular component: U5 snRNP; catalytic step 2 spliceosome; U2 snRNP.